CUGCGCGAAGUGCAUCUCCCGGAAACGAUAUGGUUGUUUUGGUGUCCGCUUGUGUUGUAGUCAUUUGUCAAAGGGUGAAGUCAAACUUUUAACUAGACACUUUUGGCCACCGGAGUAAAGGCGCUUGACAGGAUUUUCAUCACUAUGCUUUGUCCGAGGUGAUGGAAUGAACUGUACUGAGAGUGAAAGACAGACAUUUUCUUAGUUUGGGGAAUUGCGGUAGCUAGCGGUUAGCUAGCCUGGCUAACUGAGGGCUCUGUCAACAAGUUUUGUUCAGCAUGGACUGCACGGCGCUGGAGCUCGAUGGUGUCAAAUUUGCCAAAACAGCUGUUACCUAUGACCAGAAAGGAAAAUACAAUGAGGCUGUGUUUUAUUAUAAGGAGGCAGCCCAGGCUCUGAUAUAUGCUGGUAUGGCAGGGUCCAAACUGGAAGGAAUCCAGGACAAAGUGAAUGAAUACCUGGAUCGCGUUCAAGCUCUCCACAAUGCUGUCCAGGCACAGACAAGCGACCCGCUGAAGUCCCGGCAGCAGGUGGAUCUGGAGCGUGCCCACUUCCUGGUUACACAGGCCUUUGAAGAAGACGAGAAGGGGAAUGAUGAUGAAGCUAUAGAAUUGUAUACUCAGGCUGUGGAGCUCUGUAUUAAGACAUCCAAUGAGACAUCGGACCAGGCGCUGCAGAACAAGCUGAAGCAGUUAGCACGUCAAGCUUUAGACAGAGCGGAAGGUCUUAAAGACUCCCAGUCCAAAUCGACUCCAGGCCAGACUCAGGACAGGACAGGUUUUUCUGGUAACAAGUCCAACAGUGGUGCCAAUUCUGGGGGACCAGUCCGCCAGUUUUUCCCCCUCGGUCCAGACUUCAGCCUCAACGACCGACAGCAGCCCCACCCCGUCCGGGCCGUCCAGUCCAGUGAGCCCCACGGUCAGCGCUACACGGCUGAGGAGAUCGAGGUGCUCAGGAGUACAUCUACAAUCAAUGGCAUAGCCUAUGUGCCCUUUAUGAGUGUGGACCUGAAGGAGCGAUUCGCUUUUCCUGUACCUUUCUCGGACAAAUAUGGAAAACUGGCAUUGUCACCCAAACAGAAAGCCAUCUUCUCCCGCUGGGUUCGGCCCGACGAGAUCUGCAAUAACCCCACAAUGAUCAUGUCUGUGUCCAGCUUCAGCAUCAAACAGACUGUGGUUUCUGACUGUUCGUUUGUGGCGUCACUUGCCAUUAGUGCGGCCUAUGAGAGGCGCUACAACAAAAAACUCAUCACCAGCAUAAUCUAUCCUCAGAACAGGCGAGGGGAGCCAGAGUAUAACCCUUGUGGGAAGUAUAUGGUCAAACUUCACAUCAAUGGAGUUCCUAGGAAGGUGAUUAUAGACGACUACCUGCCAGUGGAUCGUAAUGGAGAGCUGCUGUGCUCCUACUCCAGCAACAGGAACGAGCUCUGGGUCUCCCUGAUAGAGAAGGCCUACAUGAAGGUGAUGGGAGGAUACGACUUUCCUGGCUCCAACUCGAAUAUCGAUCUGCACGCACUCACUGGCUGGAUCCCUGAACGCAUCGCUAUGCACUCUGACAAUCAGUCAUUCAGCAAGGACGACACGUUCCGCAUGCUCUUCCAGAGGUUUCACAGAGGUGAUGUUCUCAUCACCACGGCAACAGGCGUGAUGACAGAGGAGGAAGGGGAGAGAUGGGGUUUGGUGCCAACACAUGCCUACGCUGUUCUUGACAUCAGGGAAUACAAAGGAAUGCGCUUCCUACAGCUGAAGAAUCCAUGGAGUCAUCUGCGGUGGAAGGGACGCUACAGUGAGCGAGAUGAGAAGAACUGGACACCAGAACUCCUCAAAUACCUCAACUUUGACCCUAAGACAGCACAGAAGUUUGACAACGGUGUUUUCUGGAUUGCAUGGGAGGACCUUUGUCAGUACUAUGAUGUCAUCUACCUGAGCUGGAACCCUGCACUUUUUAAAGAUUCCUCCUGCAUUCACAGUAGCUGGGAUGGGAAACAGGGCCCAGUAAAAGAUGUCUACAGUCUGGCCAACAAUCCCCAGUACAAGCUGGAGGUCCAGUGCCCAACAGGGGGAGCUGCUGUGUGGGUGCUGCUCACCAGACACAUCACAGACAAGGAUGAUUUUGCACAAAACAGGGAGUUCAUCACUCUCGUCGUUUACAAGACAGAUGGCAAGAAGGUUUACUAUCCAGCGGACCCCCCUCCUUACAUUGAUGGCAUCCGCAUCAACAGCCCACAUUAUCUGACUAAGAUGAGGCUGACCAGUGCAGGAACACACACCUUCACUCUGGUGGUCUCCCAGUACGAGAAACAGAACACCAUCAACUACACGCUGCGGGUGUACACCGGAUGCAAAUUCACCUUCUCCAAGAUCCCAAAUCCCUUCACUCACUCAAAAAGGAUCAAUGGCCAGUGGAAGGGGAUCAGCGCUGGGGGUUGUGGGAACUAUAAGGACUCGUACAAACACAACCCUAUCUAUCAGAUCAAUCUGGAACGGUCCGGUCCGCUGCUCAUCGAGCUCCGAGGAUCAAGGCAGUACAGUGUUGGUUUUGAAAUGGUGACAGUGUCAACAGUGGGUGAUCCGGGCCCAGCAGCCUUCCAGAAGAAGACCAGUGGAGAUUACAGAUGUGGUUUCUGCUACAUGGAAGCAGAACACGUCCCUGCAGGCAUCUAUAACGUCAUCCCCACCACUUUCCUGCCCAAACAGGAGGGACCCUUCUUCUUAGACUUUGCAAGUACUUCACCUCUCAAAGUCUCCCAGCUGCAGUAAAGAUGGAACUGGAGAGAGUAUGAAGCAGGGAUUUGGAGGAAGGUACUUAACGGCAUCAUGGGAUAUUUCUGCAACAGCAGUUUGGAUGUAAUGAGAUGUCAAGACCUCAUUAAAGCCCCAGGAGCCCAGAAUGUGACUGCUGCUAUCCUUGCCCUCUUUCUCUCUCCAAAGCUAUCGCUAAAUGGACAGAUUGUGGACUUGAAUUUCAACGUUGACACCACGUGACUAUUGUGAAGAAAUAAAUUAUUGAUAAGGAAUAACCAAGAGGCACUUCAGUGUGGAAUAAAGCCCAUAACCAUCAAGGCAUAAAACAUGCGCUCACUAUAAAUUAAACAGCCAUUACCAGUCUGACCAAGUACUGGUGUUCAAAGCGGUACACACAAACUCUCCACCAGAUUGAAUAAUUAGCUUCAACAUUGUAGUUCUCAUCAGACAGUCAAAUCUAAUAGAUUUCACGAGAUAUUAGUGAUCAUACGACCACAUCCUGGAUAUAAGAGGGUGUGGAAAAAUAGCAGGGUUGCAGUGAGCUGCAAAGCUGAUGCCAAGGCUGCUUAGAAGCAGCAGAUUCUCCUCCUCCUCCUCCUUCACAGACUCUGUUUUGCUGCAAUGAGCACCUUGACAGUACAAAAGGAGUUGCUCAUGGUUGUGGAAUUGUAAUGUUAAACUUUCACAUAUAAAUCAAAUGUUUAAUUGGCCACAUACUUUUGACCAAAAUCUAAUUAGAGACUUCAAAUCCAGUUUUACAUUGAUUCAGUGACAGGAAGAGUUCACGAUGGUGUUUAUUUGCCAAAUCAAGCAAAGUAAAAAUAUAAUAAACCAGGAAUCAAACCAAACUGAACAAGGAAAUGAUCAAAUAUGGGUCAUUCAUAGCAAUUGCAUAGAUGUAGAGACCGCAGCGCGGGUCUGCUGUUCUGAUGCUCAUUAUUGCAAAACUACCUGAGGAAAAAUUUCCUCGAUACGAAACAAAACGCUUCCUCAAAUAAGUAUCAGAUCAUGUGAUCUUGUCUUGAAAUAAUAUAUAGAAACUGAUUAAACUUGGUGACUUGUCACCUAGUUUGUUGUCGGAGUUGAACAGGCUGCCAAAAUUUAAUAAAAAUUAAAAAGCUGUUUUAAAGUCUGUCAGGUUGAACGGACGGCUAGUUUCCUGGAGUGGCCAUGAAGGUUUCUUUCUUCUCAGGAGCAGUGCAGCAGAGCAGCACCACAGGGAAUCCAGUAUGGCAGCAGUUGAAUGAUGUCUCUUCAUGCUGUCUGUGGAUGUGACGGCUGAGUGACAAUAUCAGCCUGAUUUCACUGACAGGCCUCACGUCAGCGUUGUUUGAGGCACACAGUGUAGGUGUUACACCUGUGUGUGUAUGUACGCGUGCAUGAGGAUGUGAUUGUCACUGUCAGCCUUUUACAGGUGAAAACUUCAAUGUAUUGCCAAGUCAUCAUAUUCUGUUUACUUUUUUGUUGAUGUACUGCACUUUUUUUUUCUUUUUUUUUUAGAUCAUUUCUCAUGAAGUUUACUGUCAAACAAAAAGCUGUAGGAAUGCUUUGAUUUGUUAAAGCAAGCAGCAGCUUAUCUAAAGUCACCAAUCACUCUUUUGUGUUGUGGUUGUGUGAGAUUUGGGUUCUGGGUAGAUGCUGUAGUUGACCCCCAUUCAGCAGUGCUGAGUGUUGAAAUGAACGUAGAGGUUGUGUUGCAUCGUGUGGAAGCAGUCAGCAUCUGUCACUGUCACUGUCACUGUGCUGUGUGUGUGUGUGUGUGUGUGUGUGUGGACAUUUGUUUCUGAGACACUCAGUGACGACAUGGACAGUGUUGACUUUCAUUGCAUUGUAGCUCGCUGCUUUAGCCACGCUUUUUGUUCUCUCUUGUUGUGAUGCUGUGAUUGAACUCACAAGCUACAGGCCUAUUUUUUUAAAGAAAAAAAAUGAAGAAUUAUUUGUGACCCUGGGAGCAUACAGUAGUUUGACAAAUGAUGUUAAGAUCCGCUUACUAACUAUUCUUUGAGGCUUUUAACUGUGUCCCAGUUGUCAUUGAGUUGGUGGUGGUCAUGUGACACUACGGAAACAUCUCCUUGGCAGCUGUGCAUUGGUUGUAAGGGAAAGCUCCAUAAAAAUCUUAAGUGAAGUCAAAUGACUGGAGUUUUAUUUUCAGAAUUCAAAUUUAAGCAACUGUUGACACUCGUGCAAUGCAUUUCAGACAGAAAUCUUCACAUGUGGGGUUAAUAGUAGCACCAGUAUGACUGACUACACCGUGGUUUUAGUGUUGCUGCUGCAUGUCAUGAAACUACCUGUGUUCUCUGAGCUCGAUGCACAGCUGUAAGCUUCUGCAAGCCCCUCCCUCAUUCUGUCCACUGCAGUGUAAUAACCGGGAAAUAUAACACCCACGAUGCUCUGAAGUGACACCUUCGUAUUGCUUAAAUUGCCAGGCAAAACCCACAAUUUACAAUAGCACACAAUGCAAAAGCACCAAAUUGUCACAUUUCAGAAGCUGGAAGAAGAAAUGUAUUUGAAAUUUUUUGCACAAAUUAUUCAUUCAUUGUCAAUAUUGCUGUUGAUGUAUUUUCAAGUCUCUCGAUUAUUGCAGUCUGUGUAAAUGUGUGCUUGUAGCUCUCACUCUGUCUGGACUUCUCCAGACUCACAGGCCAUGGUGAAGUGAAUGUGGGCAAUAUUACUGUACUGUAGAAGGUUUCAUUACAUUAACCACAAACCUUGGCUUUGCUAUACAGUCAGUUAAUUUUGAUGUCAAAUCCUUACCGUGACUCAACACCAAGACAACUUAACAUGGAAAUAUUGUGUCUCUAUCAUUGUUCCAUGUGCAGUGGAAGCUGACUGUAAAUGAACGAAUAAUACUGGUUUUUCCAAAGGUUGAAAUGAUCUGUUCAGAGUGGAAAAUAGCUUUAAAUAUCCAUUGCCAUGCACCUUUGUUCACCUUUUAAUUUAUUCAUAUCCUUCUGUUUCACAUUUUGUAAAAUCUGUUUAAUUGCCAACUCAUUUAAAGAUGCAGCAGGACAAUCUUGCAGCAACCUCGUAUGAAUGAUGAUGUGAUGUUUGCAGAACUUGCACUAAAUGUUGGGUAGACUGAUGUGUUCAAGGUUUGAAUACAGCAAAUUAUAUCUG
Messenger RNA from Acanthochromis polyacanthus (spiny chromis), 5861 nucleotides. RefSeq names its product calpain 7 (gene capn7). Bases 279 to 2759 code for a protein of 826 amino acids. The transcript has 21 exons. Gene Ontology annotation, molecular function: calcium-dependent cysteine-type endopeptidase activity. Gene Ontology annotation, biological process: proteolysis. Lineage: Eukaryota; Metazoa; Chordata; Actinopteri; Pomacentridae. The record is from RefSeq and is a predicted model, not a curated record.